AUGGAUACUACAAAACACAAACGUGAAUCAUCUUCUCAACUUGUACUUGAUCUAAGUCUCUCUAGCAAAGAUUCAUGUGAUGAUGAAUCAAAGCUGGAACUAAACCUCCUCAACUGUUUCCAUACAAAUUUAUCAGAAAGCUCAUCGGAAUCUAGUCAUGAAAACGAACUUGAUCCAAGAGUUUUCUCAUGCAACUACUGCCAAAGAAAAUUUUACAGCUCGCAAGCACUAGGAGGACACCAGAAUGCACAUAAGCGCGAAAGAACUUUGGCGAGAAGAGGCUAUACAACUAGCAUGACUUCUUCUCUUCCUUCUUAUGGCCUGUGCAACAAAUCACUUGGCAUUCAAGUGCAUUCUAUGAUUAACAAACCUUCUUAUCAAACACAAACACCCUUUUUUGGAUUUUGUUCAAAUGGACAAAAUGGUUGGAAAAGACAGAUUUUUGAUUCACAGCCGGCAAUUGGAAAGCCUCCAUCUGGAAACUUUCAUGUGAGGAAUGAAACUGAACCAUCUUUUGGCAGUGGCAUUCAAAGGGUAGCUAUGUUUCCUAAAAGUCUUGUGAAUGAAGGAUUUGGACAUGGAGGUUACGUAUUGGAUAACAGCAUUUCACAUUUGAAGUCUAAACAAGAGAAGUUGCAGAAGCUUGACUUGUCUCUUAAGCUCUAA
Messenger RNA from Lathyrus sativus (Indian pea), 666 nucleotides. The record is from the annotation of a GenBank genome assembly. NCBI's taxonomy places the organism in Eukaryota, Viridiplantae, Streptophyta, Magnoliopsida, Fabales, Fabaceae.